Acanthosepion pharaonis is the source of this 1521-nucleotide messenger RNA. The record is from the annotation of a GenBank genome assembly. NCBI's taxonomy places the organism in Eukaryota, Metazoa, Mollusca, Cephalopoda, Sepiida, Sepiidae.
AUGUUAUUUCUUCAUCGCCAUCUUUUCUCCAGAACGUUUUCUCUUCUGAAUCUAUGUUUUUCAAGCCUCUCUUUUACAUUGCUCAUUCUCACUGACACUUCUCAUAUCCAACCCAAUACCUGGUUGGAAUUUUAUUAUCCUUAUCUCUCUUGUUUUUUUCUUUUGUCUUUCCUCUUUCUUCUGGUUUCUUUUCAUCCUUCUUCUUUUUUCAUUCCUUCUUUCUUUUCUCUUUGUUUUAAUUUCUUUUCUUCUUUCAUUCCUACAUUUAAUGGUUAUACUUUACUCACGUUUCAUCUAUUUUAUUUUGAAGUUGUCACUUUAUGUAUGUAUUUGCUUGUUUAUCUUCCUUUAGUCAUUUUAAUCUUUCUUUCUUUCUUUCUUUUACUUUCUUUCUUUCUUUCUUUCUUUCUUUGCUUCCAUGUUUUUACUUUACUUUCGUUCAUUGAUUUCUUUCCUUCAUCUAACCAUCUUCUCCAUCCUCCUCCAAAAUCUUAUUUCUUUCUAUUUAUUCUUGUAACCAUCUAUCUAUCUAUCUAUCUAUCUAUCUAUCUAUCUAUCUAUCUAUCUAUCUAUCUAUCUAUCCCAGCCUGUUCAUAUCUAUCUAUCUAUCUAUCUAUCUAUCUAUCUAUCUAUCUAUCUAUCCCAGCCUGUUCUAUCUAUCUAUCUAUCUAUCUAUCUAUCUAUUUCUAUCUAUCUAUCUAUCUAUCUAUUUUUAGAAGAUACCCAUAUAGUAAAUACGUCUGUUUUCUUUUUGUAGCAUCAUUUUUCUUCUGUUUUUUCUUUAACAAAUUAACUUCUCCAAAGUGUUUAAUCCUUUUCCUUCUCUUCCUACCACUCCAGUUUUUUUCUCUCUUUCUCUCGACGUUUCAUUUCCUCUUUCUUUCUUUCUGCAGUUUUCUAUUUUUCUUUCCAUUUAUCUCUAUCUCAUUCUUUUUUCUCCUUUUCUUUUUCUCCUUUUCUUUUUCUCCUUCUCUCUUUCCUUCACUUAUUUCUUUCUUUCUGCAGCUUUUUAUCUUUCUCCUUCACUCUUUCCUUCACUUUCUUUCUUUCUUUCUUUCUUUCUUUCUUUCUUUCUUUCUUUCUUUCUUUCUUUCUUUCUUUCUUUCCCCAGCUUUCGAUCUUUCUUUCCAUUUCUCUCUCUAUCUCAUUCUUUUUUCUCUUUCUCCUUUUCCUUCAUCUGCUUUCUUUCCGUCUUUCUUUAUGUUACUACUUAUCGUUUUCAAUUCCCCCCUCUCUCAUUUUUCUAUUUCUCCUUUUCUUUUUCUCCUUUUCUCUUUACUUCUCCUCUUUCUUUCUUUCUUUCUUUCUUUCUUUCUUUUUUUCUGUCUAUUUUUUCCUGUAUUUCUUUCCUUUUCUCUCUCUUCUCUAGCUUUUUAUUUCAAUUUCUCUCUAUAUAUCCCGUUCCUUUAUUUCUCUUUCGCCUUUUCUCUUUCUUUCUUUCUUUCUUUCUUUCUUUCUUUCUUUCUUUCUUUCUUUCUUUCUUUCUUUCUUCUCGUGUUCUCUCUAGGCUAUCACUUCUGA